Molecule: messenger RNA, 450 nt
Organism: Symbiodinium sp. CCMP2592
Lineage: Eukaryota; Dinophyceae; Suessiales; Symbiodiniaceae
Source: the annotation of a GenBank genome assembly
AUGUUCCAGGUGGAGCAGGACGUACAAGGGGACGGAAUCAUUGAGAACGAGGAGUUUAUCCCGAUGGCUCGGCAGAUCACCCAGCGCAUGUACGCUAAGAAGCGACUGGAGCAGCAAAGCGUAUUGCGAGCUCCGAAGAGGACGGGCCGUGGCGCUACCGCUCUCUGCCGGGAAUCAUGGUGUCAUCGUAUAGCGAAGCGAGCUGGGCGCUCGACCAGCCCCAUGAAUGGUGUGGCUUUGACAGACGACCUCGGGCAGCUGGCCACGCGUUCCCAGUCCUUGGUGCGAGUGCAGGGCCCGGAUCGGCCCAAAAUCCCGGAGCAAAGUGCGUCGCUAUACCGCUCUGUGCCGGGAAUCAUCGUUGCAUCGCGACUGUCUGUGCCGACUGCUGGCCACGCAGAGAGGUGCCGGCUGCCCUUGCGCACAGGAAGUCGCACAUUCAGUAUGUAG